UCGGAGCUAGAAGCCGCAGCUGAGGCAGCAGUCACUAACGCUGCCGCCAUCCGGUGUAGUGCAUCACCCCGAGCCCACCAGCUGUGGGUCCUUCCUCCGUCCUCAGGGGGCUCCGCGAGCCCUGAGGGGAGAAGCGGCAGGGACGACGCCUCUCUUCAGCGAGGAGGCGGCCUUGCAGUCCCGGAUGCGGCCGGAAGGCGCGGGAAUGGAGCUUGGCGGCUCUGAGGAGCUCCUGCCGAAGGAGAGCAGGAGAGAGCACUGGCAGUUACUAGGUAAUUUGAAGACUACCGUGGAGGGUUUGGUGUCGGUCAACAGCCCCAACGUCUGGUCCAAGUAUGGUGGCCUGGAGAGGCUCUGCAGGGAUAUGCAGAGCAUCCUCUAUCAUGGGCUUAUCCAUGACCAGAUGUGUUGCCACCAGACUGAUUACUGGCAAUUUGUGAAAGACAUCCGGUGGCUCAGUCCUCACUCAGCCCUUCAUGUGGAGAAGUUCAUCAACUUGCAUGAGAAUAGCCAGAGCAAUGCUGAUGGUGUGAGUGAACAUGCUGUUGCAGAGUUGUGGCUGCAGCACAGCUUGCAGUGCCACUGUCUCUCAGCCCAGCUCCGGCCUCUGCUUGGGGAUAGACAGUAUAUCAGAAAAUUCUACACAGAUACUGCUUUCCUGCUAAGUGACGCCCACGUCACGGCCAUGCUCCAAUGCCUAGAAGCAGUGGAACAGAACAAUCCCCGCCUCCUGGCUCAGAUUGAUGCAUCUAUGUUUGCCGGAAAGCAUGACAGCCCACUGCUGGUGACAAAGAGCCAGAGUCUGACAGCUCUCCCUGGUUCCACAUACAACCCUCCCACCAGCUAUGCUCAGCAUUCUUACUUUGGGUCCUUCUCUAGCCUCCACCAAUCUGCACCCAACCAUGGCUCAGAGAGAAGAUCUACUUCUUUUUCACUCUCUGGGCCUCCCUGGAAACCUCAAGAAAUCAGAGGGCACAUCUCACCAGAAGAGGAUCAAACCAUCCAAGUCCCUGUGCUUUCGGUCUCUGCACUAACCAGGAAUUCCUCCUCGACCCCAAAUGAGAUGAGCACCAGCACUCUGACCAGCCCCAUAGAGGCAUCCUGGGUCAGCAGCCAGAAUGAUUCCCCGAGUGAUGCCAGUGAGGGGCCUGAGUACCUGGCCAUUGGCAACCUGGACCCCCGAGGCCAGACUGCUAGCUGUCAGAGUCACAGCAGCAGUGCUGAGAGCAGCAGCUCCAGUUUGUUCUCCUCCAGCAGCUCCCAGAAGCCAGAUUCUGCUGCUGUUUCUGUAGGGGACCAGGAGGGUGGUGGGCAGAGCCAGCUGUCCAGUGUCCUUCGCAGGUCCAGCUUCUCAGAGGGGCAGCUACUCACUGUUACCAGUGGACCAAAGAAGAGCCAUAUUCGCUCCCAUUCGGAUACCAGCAUUGCCUCCAGAGCCCCAGGAGGCCCCAGGAAUAUCACCAUUAUAGUUGAAGAUCCCAUUGCAGAAUCCUGCAAUGAUAAAUUGAAGUUGAGAGGCUCCUUGCCCUACUCUGGCCAAAGCAGUGAGGUCAGCACACCCAGCUCUCUGUACAUGGAGUAUGAGGGUAGUCAGUACCUAUGUUCAGGGGAAGGCAUGUUCCGAAGACCAUCAGAAGGACAGUCCCUCAUCAGCUACCUCUCUGAGCAAGACUUUGGCAGCUGUGCAGAUCUGGAAAAGGAGAAUGCCCACUUCAGCAUCUCAGAGUCCUUGAUUGCUGCCAUUGAGCUAAUGAAGUGCAACAUGAUGAACCAGUGCCUGGGAGAGGAGGAAGUAGAGGAAGAGGACAGUGAUAGAGAGAUUCAGGAACUGAAGCAGAAGAUCCGCCUUCGGCGCCAGCAGAUCCGCACCAGGAAUCUGCUCCCCAUGUACCAGGAGACUGAGCAUGGAAGCUUUCGGGUCACCUCUAGCAGCUCCCAGUUAAGUUCACGUGAUUCAGCACAGUUCUCUGACUCUGGCUCUGCUGAUGAGGUUGAUGAAUUUGAAAUCCACGAUGGUAAUGAAAGAUCUAACAUGACUCACAUGUCAAAGAAUGGACUCUCAGUGUCAGUGGCCUUGAUGUUCUCAGAUGCUGACAUCAGAAGGAGCACAGCCUCAAGCGGCAAAUCGUUCAUUUCCUCCCAGUCCUUCUCCCACUGCUUCCUGCACUCCACAUCUGCUGAGGCAGUGGCCAUGGGGCUUCUGAAGCAAUUUGAGGGGAUGCAGCUUCCAGCUGCCUCAGAGCUAGAGUGGCUAGUCCCAGAGCAUGAUGCUCCUCAGAAGCUCCUGCCCAUCCCUGAUUCACUGCCUAUCUCACCAGAUGAUGGGCAGCAUGCUGACAUCUAUAAGCUGCGUAUUCGUGUUCGUGGCAACCUAGAGUGGGCCCCACCCCGGCCUCAGAUAAUUUUUAAUGUUCAUCCAGCUCCAACGAGGAAAAUUGCUGUGGCCAAGCAGAAUUACCGCUGUGCAGGAUGUGGCAUCCGGACUGACCCUGAUUAUAUCAAGCGGCUGCGGUACUGUGAAUAUUUGGGCAAGUACUUCUGUCAGUGCUGCCAUGAGAAUGCCCAGAUGGUUAUCCCUAGUCGGAUUCUACGCAAGUGGGAUUUCAGCAAGUACUAUGUCAGCAAUUUCUCCAAGGACCUGCUCAUUAAGAUCUGGAAUGAUCCUCUCUUCAAUGUGCAGGACAUCAACAGCGCUCUCUAUAGGAAGGUCAAGCUGCUUAAUCAAGUCCGACUGUUGCGGGUCCAGCUGUAUCACAUGAAGAACAUGUUCAAGACAUGCCGACUGGCCAAAGAGCUUCUGGAUUCCUUUGACACAGUCCCAGGCCACCUGACAGAAGAUCUCCACUUGUACUCACUGAAUGACCUGGCUGCAACCAGGAAGGGGGAGCUGGGGCCCCGGCUUGCUGAGCUCACCAGGACAGGGGCUGCCCAUGUAGAGCGAUGCAUGCUCUGCCAAGCCAAGGGCUUCAUCUGUGAGUUCUGUCAGAAUGAGGAUGACAUCAUCUUUCCUUUUGAGCUCCAUAAAUGCCGGACCUGUGAAGAGUGUAAAGCAUGUUACCAUAAAGCUUGUUUCAAGUCUGGAAGCUGUCCCCGGUGUGAGCGGCUGCAGGCCCGUCGAGAGUUGCUCGCCAAGCAGAGCCUGGAGUCCUACAUGUCAGACUAUGAGGAGGAAUCCACUGAAGCCUUGGCCCUAGAAGCCACCAUCCUGGAGACCACCUGAAGAAAGCACACUAAGCCUUCUAUCCACGGGCUAGGGUCACACAUAAUGCAGAACUGAGCCACCCUCUUAAGGACUUUCCCCACUUGGGGCUUUUUAAAAAGAUUAUUAUUAUUUUUUAUGACCUGUCUGAUGUCCAUGUGUAGUCAGCCUUUCUUAGGUUGAUGGCUCCAGUCUGUUGUGACAGAUAAUUUUGGGGCACCAGGUAAUCCAUCAAAACUGACAUAUGGGUCUUAAGUGAAGCUUAUAGUGCCUCUGUCAGGGGAAUGGACAGUGAGAUCCAAUUUUUCUGACAUCCAUGGCUUUCUCCACCAGGACCAGAUCUGGUUUCAGCUGCAUAUCAAGUAUCAUUUCCAGUUUUUAUUUUGUUUUAGUUCUCCAGCUUCUGAGCCAAGCCUUUCUUAACUCUCUUCUCCUUUGCUGCUGAAACAGAGUGAUGAGGAGUUUUCUCUCUCCCAAUCCUGGAAUAGUGUCAGACUGUGCCCUGAGGAGAAGCAGCAGAGAAUGGGACAACAUCAUGGACAUUCUCUCCAACUUAUUGAGAUAUUUUGGGGGCCAUAAAAACAGAAUCAUUACCGUCCUAGAAUCCUCAGAGACCUAAAGGAGGCAGCUAUGACUUCCCUGUUUGAAAUAUUCUAGGCAUAGAUAAUUUCACAAGCUGACUUUCUUUAUCUAUGCCAGUAAGCUUGAAGCAAAGAACAGAACUGAUGCUUAGGCCAGGACCAUUUGUAGCCGUACACCACAAGCAUAAGUGAGGCUAUAACUCUGUUGCUUAAGCAACAUUUAUUCAGUUAGAGGAACUGUUGGCCUCCUCUUAGAUAUUAAGUUCUCUUUAAGUUAACCUAGUUCUUUGGUGCAGGUAUGAUCUUUCAAGCUCAGGCAAGUACCUGACACCAUCCUAAGGUGAGGAUAGAAACCCCACCCACCAUCUUAGUGGGUCCCUUACUACUCUAUUCUCUGUUAGAUGAUCAUAGUUGUUCUGAGUAAAAUACAGCCCAACUCCAUUCUCUCUCCCUUUUCUGCAAAAGAGCUGGAGCCCUCCCUGGUGGCUAAUCUCCUGCCUUAGUUUCUUUUGUCAAAGUUGGGGAAAAAGUGGUGUUAGAGAACUUGACAAUUUGUGGAUGUGAGUGUGAAUAUUCCUUUGUUCUUGGGAUAACAAGAGCCUUUAUGCCAAUUAUGCACUUAAUUCUUUAUCUGGCCUGGUGAUAUUCAUAUGUUCAAUAAUUCUUUUUAUUUUACUAAUUUUAACAUCCCUCCCUUUUUAAUGUGUGUUUGGAAAGGAAAAGUUCUUGAAUGGGACCAUGUAUUUUUGUGGUGUUCUGUAAGUCGCUAUAACUUCUAACCUCUAUGUAAAACAAUUUUCAGGAUUGCUUCUCCAAGGGCUGGCAGCUCUGUGAACUAGAGCCCACAUUUUUGUUCUGGGACUCACUUCUUCCUGUGUACCUGUCUUCCCAUAGUUGGUUGCUAGUAAAAAAAAAAAAAAAUGGCUUGGGUGCUGCCCCAGGAAGCGAAUAAAAAGUUGCAUAUGGUUGGUGGAAGCUGAUGAGUGCCUGAGUUGGAAGUAACAAGGAAGUAAAGGAGCAUUAAGAUAACGACCAGAGGGCCGGCCCGUGGCUCAUUUGGGAAAGUGUGGUGCUGAUAACACCAAGGCCACGGGUUCGGAUCCCUAUAUAGGGAUGGCCGGUUAGCUCACUUUGGAGAGCAUGGUGCUGACAACACCAAGUCAAGGGUUAAGAUCCCCUUACCGGUCAUCUUUAAAAAAAAAAAAAAAAGAAAGAUAACAGCUAGAGCUGAGGCUCCACCAGGGAGGAAACAUGUAGGAAUUUGCCCAUGGUGUUGGUUCCUCUGCCUCAAACUUGGGACUGAAGGCUACCUUGGGCUGGAAGACCCAGGCUGGAAGGCUAUUUUCCCUUCAGGUCAUUGUGAAGCUCUAAAAGCCAAGGCCCGGCCCAGUUUUGAAGGGCUUACUAGAAACUCCCUUGUCCUCUAAGGAGAUUUGGGAAUGACCCCACAAAACCCAAGUCUUACUAAGGGUUAGGCCCCAGAUUGGGUGAUCUCUAUUUCCAGUUUCAGUUUAAAUUACAAACUCAGCUCUUAACUCCAAGUCACUACACUAGAAGAGAUGUAUUCCCUUGUUGUCUUACCUGUUUCAUAGCAGCAUAGGAUCAAAUGAUAGAAAAUGCUGACACAAUUUCUAAAGCUCAACUUAAGCUUACAUGCUCCUGAGUUUUCACUUAUUUUUCUCCACCUCCCCCACCCUAUCCUUUUAGAUUGUAUAUCUGUUUUAGUGACCCUGAUACUAUGCUGUUUUCACCAUCCAAAUACAUAUUUAUUUAUUUAUUUGAGAGUACAGAAGAGCGGCAGACGAUAGGAUGUUUUGAAGCACUUUGCAACUUAUCGGUAUCUGAAAAUCCCGUUAUUGUGGGGAGAAGUUUCUGAAUGCACUGAAGAAAGUUCCUCCUAAAUGAAAUGGGAGGGAAGAAGUGUUCUUUUCUGUAAAUAAAGGGGGAAAAAAAAAAAAAAAACAGUUUGCUUGCAAGGUGGAGACAAGAUUCAAAACAUAGCAGAAGAGUGGAAGGCGAGUAUUUUCCACUUAAAUGAGGCUGUUUCUGACAUUUCCCUGCCAAGGCUUUAGAGCUUUUGUUGAAUUAACAUAAAAGAAGCAAAAAUCUAAAUAGAGAUGUUCUGAACUGGAAUUCCACUUGCUGUAGUUCUUGCACGGUCUAACAGCUCAUUGUCAUUGUUAAUAAACUAAGUGAAUGAAA
This is a messenger RNA of Cynocephalus volans (Philippine flying lemur), 5982 nucleotides long. It is a transcript of the gene RUBCN, whose product is annotated as rubicon autophagy regulator. The transcript has 22 exons. Gene Ontology annotation, molecular function: phosphatidylinositol phosphate binding. NCBI's taxonomy places the organism in Eukaryota, Metazoa, Chordata, Mammalia, Dermoptera, Cynocephalidae. The record is from RefSeq and is a predicted model, not a curated record. Gene Ontology annotation, biological process: negative regulation of endocytosis; negative regulation of autophagosome maturation. Gene Ontology annotation, cellular component: early endosome; late endosome. The coding region runs from base 185 to 3220 and encodes 1011 amino acids.